Molecule: messenger RNA, 7310 nt
Organism: Neodiprion fabricii
Lineage: Eukaryota; Metazoa; Arthropoda; Insecta; Hymenoptera; Diprionidae
Gene: Smurf
Product: E3 ubiquitin-protein ligase SMURF2
Exons: 12
Coding region: 358-3051 (897 amino acids)
Biological process (GO): negative regulation of BMP signaling pathway; ubiquitin-dependent protein catabolic process
Molecular function (GO): protein binding; ubiquitin protein ligase activity
Source: RefSeq, a predicted model, not a curated record
GGCGCGUAUCUUCGAGGCACGGAGUAGUAACCGAGAGUCGAAACUCGACGGGUUGAUUAAUCGCCUCUCGAAUCUCGCAAGUAGUUAAUAUAGUUACUGCGAUAACCAGUGAUGGCCGCACGCAGUGUCCGUAGUCCGUAUCGUUAAAAAUCGUGAAUCGUGAAUCGCGAAUCUAGUUGAGACUGGUGCUGUUCGCCUGGUAUGGUGCAAACAGCGAUGGCAUGGGUAAUUAGGAAGCGGCUAGAAGCGUUCCUAUUCACCCCGACAAUCAAUUGAGGCUAUGGCCAGAGUGGAGUUGGUGUGUUAGAGUCGUGACGCGUGUCGGUGCGUAAAUGUCCGUUGUCCGAGAAGUCAGUUAUGUCGAAUCCCGGCGGUAGCAGGAGGAACGGGGCCGUUAAGAUUCGCCUCACGAUACUCUGCGCCCGUAACCUCGCCAGAAAGGAUCUUUUCCGUCUUCCUGACCCAUUCGCCAAGAUAACGGUUGACGGUUCAGGCCAAUGCCAUAGCACGGACACUUGCAAGGCAACGCUUGACCCCAAAUGGAACCAGCACUACGACUUAUAUAUUGGAAAGGAUGACGGUAUUACUAUAUCAGUAUGGAAUCACAGAAAAAUACACAAAAAACAAGGAAGUGGAUUUUUGGGAUGCGUUAACAUACUUUCUUCCACCAUACAGAGGCUUAAAGAUACUGGAUAUCAACGCUUGGAUCUCUGCAAAGCGCACUCGGAAGACACGGAUGUAGUAAAAGGUCAAAUAGUAGUAUCGCUAUUGUCAAGGGACGGGCAUAACGGAGCGGUGAGCAACACCGUUGGGCACAACGCGGUUGUCGAUGUUCUCGGAGACCUAAGUUGUCCAACGGAUCUUCCUGAUGGCUGGGAGGAAAGGCGUGCUCAAAAUGGAAGACUCUAUUAUGUCAAUCAUUUCAAUAGAAGCACUCAGUGGGUGCGGCCAAAUUCUCGACCAGCGAACGUCAUAAUCCCCACAACACCAGAGCCGCCACCACCUCUGGGAACGGAACCAACAUCGCCAAGUGGAAGUGGAAGUCCCCAGAACAUGAGGAGCCAGAGUCCGAGCUCGAGGACAUCGGACUGGAAUGGAGAAGGAUCCCAGAACAGGACACCGGUGAGAGAGAAUUCGGUGCAAAACACGCCUACGCAGGGUCAGAACAAUAAUCACAAUCACAAUCUGCGGAACACGACGGCGACUAAUUCAACCCGGGAAAGGAGACCGCAAAGAACCAGCGAGGAGCAGAAUGGCAAUCGAUUAGCCAAUGGAAGUCAGGCUCGGAGACAGAAUAGAACGAACAGAAAUCGCAACAGCAUUAUGCCAAAUGGUGAAAGGAGGAAUGACAAUCAACCCUCCGAUCUGCCCCGAGGAUAUGAAUUGAGGAAAACGCAGCAAGGACAGGUUUACUUCUACCAUGUACCGACGGGCGCCUCGACGUGGCAUGAUCCAAGGAUACCACGGGAUUUGCCAGCUAACGAGUUGGCAAAUGAGCUCGGGCCGCUUCCCAGCGGAUGGGAAAUGCGCCAGACGCAAACAGGACGAGUUUACUUCGUCGAUCAUAACAACAGGACAACCCAAUUCACGGAUCCUCGGUUGUCCGGACAGAUAAUAAGCAACUUGUUAAAGCGGCAAAGUCCGCAAAAUGGGACGUCUAAUCAGGCAGCGAAUUCAUCGAGUAAUUCUAACUUGGCUAGAGUAGAGCCAGCAGCUGGAGGUGAAGCUCCUCCUACACCAGCAGUUGUAUCUACUCCGACGAAUCCCGUUAGGCCCAGAACAGAGGGAACGAGUAACAACAAUUCUCCUACCUCUGAAAGUACCCCAUCGCAAAAUGGACAGACAGUUUCCGACCUCCCCAAGGAACUCAUGGAAAGCGAGCUGCUUCCUAAGUACAAACGAGAUCUGGUAGCUAAACUCAAGUGCCUCAGAGCUGAACUCAAUGCGCUGCAACCACAAAGUGGUCAUUGCAGAUUGGAAGUAUCCAGAAACGAGAUAUUCGAGGAAUCGUACAGACUGAUAAUGAAGAUGCGACCCAAGGAUAUGCGCAAGCGUUUGAUGGUGAAGUUCCGGGGCGAAGAAGGACUCGACUACGGCGGAGUUGCGAGGGAAUGGCUUUACCUGCUUUCACACGAGAUGCUGAAUCCUCAGUAUGGGCUCUUCCAGUAUUCCAGAGACGACAAUUACACCCUACAGAUAAACCCCGACUCGGGCAUAAAUCCGGAGCACCUUUCCUACUUCCAUUUCGCUGGUAGGAUAAUCGGUAUUGCUGUUUUCCACGGGCAUCACGUCGAUGGUGGAUUUACGACGCCGUUUUACAAAAUGCUUCUCAACAAGGCGAUCACCCUCAGCGACAUUGAGGGCGUAGAUCCAGAGCUGCACAGAAGCUUGACUUGGAUGCUAGAGAACAGCAUCGAUGGUGUAUUGGAUGCAACGUUUUCCGUGGAGCACAGUAGUUUCGGAGUGUUGAAAAAUCACGAAUUGAAACCCGGUGGCAAAGAUAUUGUAGUAACCGAGGAAAAUAAACGUGAAUAUGUCAGACUCUACGUCAAUUAUCGUUUUAUGCGGGGUAUAGAGCAGCAGUUCCUGGCGUUGCAAAAAGGUUUUCACGAAUUGAUACCGCCUCAGUUAUUGAGGCCGUUUGACGAACGGGAACUCGAGCUUGUCAUUGGCGGCCUGGGAUCCAUCGAUAUCAACGAUUGGAAAAUGCACACGAGACUGAAACACUGCACACCCGAUACUCCAAUCGUGCGAUGGUUCUGGCAAAUUGUCGAAUCGUACGGCGAAGAAAUGAGGGCUAGACUUUUACAAUUUGUUACCGGAAGCUCAAGGGUACCUUUGCAGGGAUUCAAAGCGCUACAAGGUUCGACUGGAGCGGCGGGUCCCCGUCUUUUCACGAUUCACGCUGUGGACGCACCUAGUGAAAAUUUGCCAAAGGCUCACACGUGCUUCAACAGGAUAGACAUACCGCAGAAUUAUCAAAGCUAUCAAAAAAUGUUAGAUAAACUGACGCAGGCUGUCGAAGAAACUUGUGGUUUCGCUGUUGAGUGACCGUAGAGUAUGAAAGAGGAUAGAAAAAAAGAGAAAAUGGAAGGGGUCGGUGAAAGGUAGGCGUUUUUUAGGUACACAAUAAUUUAUUAUAAGAUUUCUUGUCGGAAUUUGGCAAAAAAGAAAAUGAAGAGAAAGUAAAAAAUAGGAAAAAUACGGAACAAAUAAGAAAAACGAAAGAAAGAAUGGAAAAAAAACAAUGAAAAACCGUUUCGCACCUUGUGCACUGCUUAUUGCACUAGCACAUUUAUCCCGUCGUUUUUUUUUUAAAUCUUUUUUUUGUCAUCUCACGUAAAAAAUAUGAAAGACCAAUCGCGUAACUGGUUUACAAAUAUUCCUUUCCACCCGCGCCUCAUUUUCAAUGCAGAUGUAUUUGUACUUGUAUUAUAUACCACGUGGCAAUUUAUCUGCCGUGGAAAGCUGAUGAAUAGUUAGGUAGUUAUAUAAAUAUAGACAGAUAGACAGUUAAAUAGAUACAUAAAUAGAUAUUUGUAAAAUGAAUUGAGUUUUAGAAGAAAAGCACAACAAUGAAUUUAGUGUAGUAUAUUUUUUUAUUACUGUUCAGCACAAGUGUACGCGUUUAUUUUUUUUUAUACAGCUUGAUUUUUUCGUCCCACUAAUGUUUAAAAAUUAAAUCGUUAGCAAUGAAAUAAAUUAACGGGAAUUGAUUAGAUACCUAUAUGGUAUUGUUAGACUGAUUUUGUCGUAUAUUUCUGUUUUUUUACGAUAAAAUUUCCAUCAUUCUUGUUUUUUUUCAUUUUCGCUGAUACUUGAAGAGCAAUAAUAAUGACAAGGAUAAUAAGAGUAAUAACGAUAAUAAUGAUACAGCGAACGGUUGAUGUAAAACUUGUGUAUAUUAUUGUAAUAAUAAUGUGAAAAAUAGGUCGAAAGAAAUAAUAUUGACUUGAUCGCGAAACACGAAAUUUUUGUUCUUAGCUUCUACGUGUUAUUGUAAUAUGUCAUAUAUCUCCUCUGGUUUUGUCUCUUCUCGUGUUAUGGAGAAUCGUUAAGAAAAACAAUUGCUUGAAACAUUUUCCCUUUGUUUUCUUUUCUUGCUUUUUAUAUAUUAUUGUUUCCCGACAUAUGAGUCACGGCACAGAUACAAUUUAUUCGCAGUCUAUGGGUGACUAUAAAAAUUUAUACGUACUUUGAAAAUAUAAUUCUUAGAAUAGUCGGGACAAAUUGGAAAAAAAAAGAAAUAGAUACGAAGGGAAGGGAAAAUUAUAAGUGAAUAAUGGACAAAAUGUGGAUAAAGAUAGAUUAAUAAGAUAUCAAGCAAUGCAUUUCAGUAGUAAUUAGUAAAAAUAAUAAUUAGUAAUAGUAAUAGUAACGAUAAUAAUAGGAAUUUAAGGGGGGUUUUCUCUGCGUUUGAAAACCUUGAUUGCCUUAAUAAAAGUACUUUAGUGUUCGUUUAGAAAUUUUUAUGCAAAUAAGAACACAAAGAAAAGAUAAUCCAAGAUAUAAAAUGACAAGCAAAAUAACUAAGAGCUAAAUAUUUGAUGUAACUUAUAUUUAUUAUUGUUUUUUUUUUUUUUCUUUGCGUUUGCCAUGACGAUUUUUCUGUUUUGCAUUUUUUUAUUUUUUCAAAUGUUGGUUCACGAGGUUUCCUUUAAAAGAUGAUAAUUUCUCGCUCUCUCGCAAUUUCGUAUGGAAAAUGUAAUGCGACUCAUUUAUUCAGAGCGAAAAUAUGUGUACUAGAAAUAAAAAUUCGAAAUACAAUGAAAAAGGAAACCUAGGUUGGAAGUGAAAAUAAUUCGCAUCAAUGAAAUAAUCAGGCACAUACUUGUUAUAAUGUUGUUCUUAUAAUUGCAAAAAAAAGUUUGAAUAAUUUUUAGGUAUUUUCUUCGUCUUACGUUUGUAUUGUUUUUUCUUUUCCUGUAUAUCCAUGUUCAAUUCGGUUUAGCGAUGACAAAUGGAACGACGCGAUGACGAUAUAAUUAUUUGUUGAUUGCGAAAAAAAGUUUUGUUUACCCCUAUGUUAAUAUUAUUCUUAUUAUAACUGUUAUUAUCAAUGUAAAUAAAAUCGAAACGUGUGUUUUUCUUUUUCGUAUUAUUUAUCAAAAUACGUGAAUAAUGGUGAUAAUUUUGAUGAAUCGGAAAAUUCUUUUUUUCCUUACUGUUAUUCGCAUUAGUCUUCUUCUUCUUAUUAUUGUGAUACUGUAAUUGUUGACAAUAAAACAGGCCCGAAUGGAAUCGCGAUAAUAUGAUUGAAGUAAAAGGAAGUGGAUGAAAAGAAAGAUUUAAUUGAACGGUGUUGUUGGGAAGAGAUUUUUUUAUUUGACCUAUAACAAAUUCUGUAUUUUAUUGAAGUCGCAAUAUAGCGACAUUUUCGCUUCUUAUUUACGUAUUGAUUUACUCGGUUUUUUUUCAUUCUUUCUUUCAUCUCUUUUUCAAUACCCCGUCAUACGCCACGUGUAUAUCAAUAAUUGCGAGGAACGUAAACUUUUUUUUAAUCUCUUCAAAUCUUUUCCGCAUACACGUAUUUCUAGAGUCAAAGUCAUGUACAUCUGUACGUGAAAAUUCUUUGAAGAUAAUCUCUAGUCGUUGAAGGAAGAGAAAAACUUAUAAAAAAUAUGAAAAAAAAGGAGAAGAAAAUAUAGCAGAGGUACGAAAAUUUCGUUGAAUAAAUAUUUUAUUGAAUAACAAUAAAAGAAGAAACAAAUGAUAAAUCGUUCACACGGAGUUGCCUUUGGAAAAUGUGCAUUAUACCACAGCAAUAUUCUUAACUAAAAUAAUUAUUAUCAUUAAUUUUGAUAUUACUUGAAAAUGUAAUUAAAAAAUAAAAACAAUUGUAUAUCGAUUAAACUUAAUACUACAAACAGAUGAAAAGAGAGAGAGAGAGAGAGAGAGAGAGAGAGAGAGCAGCGAGAGCAUGCUGGACGAUUUUUGAAGUUUCUUUACUCAUUAUAUUAUUAUUAUUAUUAUUAAUAAUAUUAUUAUUGUUAUUAUUGGGUAUUACAAAUAUAUUGUUAACAGGUAUCUGAUAAUCAUAUAUGCUUUCUCGCGAAAUAGUCAACUCAUAUAUAUAUAUAUAUAUAUAUAUAUAUAUAUAUAUAUAUAUAUAUAUAUGUAAUAAAAUACACACAUACACACACGAAUUAUAUAAAUGCCUAUAUCAUUGCAAUGCACCCAUUAUAUUAUCGCUAUUGCUGCUACUACUACUGCUACAUUAUUAUCAUAGUAAUAAUUAUAUUUAUUCAUAUAUGUAUAUUUAUAUAUAAAUUUAUACAUACAUGUAUUGAAGAAAGAUGAAAAAAAAACAAAAACAAAAAAUUGUAAUUAAUUUAAUAUUUCUUAGUUUUUGAUACGCAUAUACAGAUACAUAAAAUGAAUGUGUAAUUAAUUGCUCGAUUAAUUCGUGGUGACUAAUUAUGUAGACAAUCGUACACGAACACACACACACACACACACACACACACACACAGCGCAUACAUCUUGAAUAUUGGAAAUCAAUGUAUGUUUUUCAAUAUUUAUUUAUUAUGACCAUUAUUAUUAUCGUUAUUAUUAUCACUAUUAUCUGAACGAUUUGAUUUUGGAUAUUCUUGAGAGGUAAACCAUUUAAAGUGAAAACGAAAAAUACAUGAUGUCGUUUACUUACGAAGAAUAAGAUUAUCAUGCAAUUGUUUUUUCGUUUUUUCUUUAAUACGAAAAUGUAAUUAGUGCCUUGCUAACAAUUUCGAAUAUACAUAUAUCAUAUAUAAUAAUGAAUUUUACACAUUGUGCAUAUAUUACACUUACAAAUUAAACAUUAUAAAUAUUGAUGAAUAUUAUAUGCAUACGGCUCUGAGCGAAUGAAUUUAUAAUUGAUUAGUAAAUAUUGAUGAUAAUUAUUGCAAAUUAUGCCGAUGUUCAAAACAACGUUUAUUAUUAUUAUUAUUACUGUCAUCAUCAUCAUCGUCAUCAUCAUAACUAUUAUUAUUAUUAUCAUUAUUCCUGAUAUUAUUUUAUAGUUGUAAAUAGAAAAAUCGUUGUGAAAUUUUUUUUUCGUUGUUUUUAAUUUUUUUGUUUGAACUUUUCUUUCUCUCGUCAUUUUCAAUUUUCUUUUUCUCUCUCUUCCUCCCUCUCUUUCUCCCUUUCUUUCCUCUAUUGCAUUGAAGGUUUCUCACGUUAAAUAAAUGUUUUGUUCACAUUUUUAUAAAACUAUGAUCAUUUAAUUUGUACAAUAUUCUUUCCUUCAUACUUCCAUUUUUUGUUAUCGUUAUUUUUGAAUUAAUACGCUUAUGCGAAAUAAUAAUUUCUGAGCGUAAAAAGAUGAAUCGAGA